ACCCCGUAGUCGUGAGAAACUCUCGGCGUGAUCGCGGCCGCCAUUUUACAUCAUCUACAGUGGAGGAGCAGAGCCGGACCUACGGCGGGGAGUUAUACACCUUUCUCCGUUUUUUUUCCAAAUUCCCUUCCUUCCGAAAUAAUCUAUACCACAUACCACCGCGAACCAUUAGCAGAUGUCUGGAGACAUGGCCACAGAACAUGUUAAUGGAAAUGGUACUGAAGAACCAAUGGACACCAGUGCUGCAGUUACCCAUUCUGAACACUUCCAGACUUUAUUAGACGCUGGUUUACCACAGAAAGUUGCUGAAAAACUAGACGAAAUUUACAUAGCAGGCUUGGUAGCACACUGUGACUUGGACGAGAGGGCGAUUGAGGCAUUGAAGGAGUUUAAUGAGGACGGCGCCCUGCAAGUUUUACUCCAGUUUAAGGAUAGUGAUCUGUCGCAUGUGCAAAACAAAAGUGCCUUUCUCUGCGGUGUGAUGAAGACGUACAGGCAGCGGGAGAAGCAGGGCACCAAAGUUUCAGAUUCCAGCAAAGGACCGGAUGAGGCCAAAAUAAAGGCUUUGCUGGAAAGAACCAGCUACACACUCGACGUGACGACCGGUCAGCGAAAGUAUGGCGGCCCCCCCCCAUCCUCCGUGUACUCGGGCGCACAGCCCACCAUCGGUACAGAGAUUUUUGUGGGUAAAAUCCCAAGAGACUUGUUUGAGGAUGAGCUCGUACCCUUGUUUGAGAAAGCGGGCCCCAUCUGGGACCUCCGCCUCAUGAUGGACCCCCUCAGCGGCCUAAACAGGGGCUACGCCUUUGUCACUUUCUGUACUAAGGAGGCCGCCCAGGCCGCUGUUAAACUGUGUAAUAACAACGAAAUUCGCCCCGGCAAACACAUCGGCGUGUGCAUUUCCGUAGCCAAUAACCGACUGUUUGUGGGCUCCAUCCCCAAGAGCAAAACAAAGGAGCAGAUUGUAGAAGAAUUUGCCAAAGUCACAGAAGGUCUCAGUGACGUCAUACUUUACCAUCAGCCGGACGACAAGAAGAAGAACAGGGGGUUCUGCUUCCUGGAGUACGAGGACCACAAGAGCGCCGCUCAGGCCCGCCGCCGGCUGAUGAGCGGCAAGGUCAAAGUGUGGGGCAACGUGGUGACAGUGGAGUGGGCCGACCCCAUCGAGGACCCCGACCCCGAGGUCAUGGCCAAGGUGAAGGUCUUGUUUGUGCGGAACCUGGCCAGCACUGUGACGGAAGACAAACUGGAAAAGGCCUUCAGCCAGUUCGGCAAGCUGGAGCGAGUCAAGAAGCUGAAAGACUACGCCUUCAUCCACUUCGAUGAGAGGGACGGCGCCGUAAAGGCACUGGCCGAGAUGAACGGCAAAGACUUGGAGGGCGAGCACAUCGAAAUCGUUUUCGCCAAGCCCCCGGACCAGAAGCGGAAAGAGCGCAAAGCACAGAGGCAGGCGGCCAAGACUCAAAUGUAUGACGAUUACUAUUACUACGGCCCUCCCCACAUGCCCCCUCCCUCGAGAGGCCGAGGCCGAGGUGCCAGCCGUGCAGGUUACACGUAUCCCCCUGAGUACUACGGCUACGAGGAUUAUUAUGAUUACUAUGAUUACCAUAAUUACCGCGGUGGAUACGAGGACCCGUACUACGGCUACGACGACUUCCAGGCCCCAGUCCGAGGAAGGGGGGGCAGAGGCGCUCGGGGCUCGUCCCCGGCACGGGGCAGGGGGGCUGGCGCCCCCCGAGGCAGGUCCAGCUUCUCUCAGCGGGGGGGCCCCGGGCCGAGCAGGGGCGCACGAGGAGCCCGAGGGGGCAUGCAGCAGCGAGGCCGUGGGCUCUCGCUAUAUAGUGCUCUUAGAUUCCCGCUGCGCAGUGCAUAUAGUACUGCACGGACGAGGUGUAGAAGCAUUCACUUCAUACCGUAAUGCUGGGUGGAGCAGAGAACCUAACUGACCUCUCAGUACAGACAAGGGUAACUUCAUAAACGUAAGCAUAUUUUUAAAAGUAACUUAAAAUCAGCAAUCUAUGCAUAGAUUGAAGUUGACAUUCAUUUUAAAUAAAAAAUUUUAAAUGAUGCAUCCAUGUUCACUUGAUCUUUAUUGUUUCUUUUAUGUUUCUGAAUUUUGCUAUUGGCAAAGACACCAAUAUGUGGCCUGCUGGGAUGUGGCCUGCUGGGAUGUGGCCUGCUGGGAUGUGGCCUGCUGGGAUGUGGCCUGCUGGGAUGUGGUGUCUGAAACUCGCAUCUUGUUUUACGAUUUCCCUGUAUAUUGUUUGGCUGUACAUUUUGAGUAGUAUCUGUCUUAAAGGCAAAGGUUUUGUUUAAAAACAAUUUAAAUAACUAUUAUAAAUUACACAAAUCCUUAAUAGUUUUAUUGAUCCCCAUGGGGUAAUUCUUUUUACGAUUCCCCCAACUUGCUCUCUGUAGCAUCUAAAAUAGCAUUUUGCAUAAAAAAAAAGUUCUUUGCUGCUUGAACACACACUUUAAAAAAAUAAAACUUCAUAUUGGCUGAAAUGUGAAUUUGCAGCAGUCACAUUGCAUGAAAUUUGAGGCUAAUUAUGGGGGUUUGAAUAGGGUUUGGCACAUGGAGGCUGAGUGUCGCCGUGUCACUUUCUGUGCCUUUAAAAUGUAAAGUCAGAGCUGGUUUCUAUUCGGCUACUGCAGGGUGUCUGUCAGGCAGGGGGAGUGUGAGUGUGGGAGCUUAAUGCAGGAGCCGUAUGAAUGAGACGCGUUCAGAGAAGGUGACAUGAAACGUGACGCUGGAGCUGGGAUCUUCUGUGUGCUGACAGCUUAAAAUCGCAGCUUUCCAGUGCCCUGUGCUACGAAGCGGGUUCCUGGCUUAUCGGGGUAACUUGUCGGAUUUAAGGUAGUCUGGGCAAAAUGUAAGUGAACGAAUAUGAAGUCCAUUUAAACUGUGGUACCUUAAAUCCGACAAGUUACCCCAAUAAGCCAGGAACCCGCUUCGUAGCACAGGCCACUGGAUGGACAGCUGGACGGUGCUCUUCCCCUGUGCCCUUUGUAUUAUUCCCCUCUGUGUCCUGUAUACUUGGGGUGUUUUCUCCUGUUCAGUCAUGUUUAAACUGGAGGCACAAAAUUCCCAUUAACUAAGGUGUGAAAGGGACACAUUUUGACAUCUCCCCCCGCCGGACAUGAACCAUUGCCUUUACACAUCCCAGCAAGACCGUCUCUCUCUGGGUAUCACAUAAGGUUAGAUGUAUGGCCAUUUGACUUUCGUUGCCUAGUUGAACGUCAUGUAACUCUUUCGAAUCGCCAUGUUUCUCUGUGCCAUCUUGGAUGCUCUUCUGAUUGGAUGCUUUUGUCACCUGACUGGCAGGGAAAGGGGGUUGACACCAGUCCUGAACUUUUACUAUGAAGACUGACUUGCUGUGCGGGGUUACACCAGAAGCUGCCAAUGGACACGAGGCUAAGGUCAACACGAUGGUCCAAUGAUAUUCCAGCCUUAUAGAAGCAUCUCCCAGACUGCCACCACGAAGAUAAUCAUCGGAGCAAAUUCGAGACUUGUUACGUGCUUGGACUUUUACUUCGUACACAUUUGGAUAAAAAGCCUUGCAUUUUAGCUGACUUGCCACCUCCCCUGUUCCUGCCCCGUCGUUUUAAGUACCUAUCAAAGAUGUUCAGAUUUCCUGAGGGAUUCUCGUCCCGAAAUGAAAUGUAAAAUGUAUUUUGCACUUUGUCUUAGUUUUGAAGUGGCUCGAAGGAGCUUGAUGCUAUUGUAUAUUUUUUUUUUUUUUUGUUUUGUUUUUCGUUCUAAUUGCAGCUUUAUGUUGGAAUAUAUUAAUCUAAAUUGUUUUGAUUUGGAGAGGUUUUGAAGAGGAUGUUUUUGCCGGUUUUAGGUGUAACCACCUGGCAUCUGCGGUCAGGCAUUCCAGGAAAGUGGUUCUUUUCAGAACUUGUCUUUUUAAGGGUUGGUUAACUACCUCAGUACAGAGGAUUAAACUGCCCUGUCUGUACUGUAAAUAAGGAAACGUUAUUGAUGAAAGCAGGGCUUGUUCCCCACUAAAUAUGCACACAUGGGCAGCGGCGGCGGCGGAGCUUGAUUUGCUCCUUGUAAUAUAGAGCUGGUGCUGCCCUGACAUCGUGAACAGUCAAACUGGGCAUGUAUACUAAUCUCAUAUGAUGAGCCUGAACAAGCCCUGCCUUCAUCCUAUUUGAACUGAAUUAGCUACCUUGCUUCUUCAGAUUAUGUAGUUACUGGUUGUAUGAUAGUUUAGAAAAAUGUUACUUUUGUAAGAGCUUGAACAUAAAAAAAGCUUCACAGCUACUUUUGAAUAUCUCUGCGGUGUCCCCCUUUCUCACAGCAGAUGAGUCUUUUUUGAUACUAACUCACCGGUUUUGAAAGCUGUGUACACGUUUAUUUUUGGAGGUCACUGGAUGUCAUUUGUGUACCAGCUGUAAUCAUGCACACCACGAACAGUGAUGGAUAUCAUAAAGAGCUGCUUUUUUUCCCCCUCGUUCCAUUCAUGUGAACGGUAAAAGGGUCAUAAGUUACGGUGUGCGUGACUGCGACGACAGCGCUGUGUCCAGGAAGACCGAUCGAUCCCCUGGUUUAAGGGGGAUACUGCAGCCGUGUAUUUUUUUCUUAUUCCAUAAGUUGCAAAAAGGAAACUGAACACUUGAUCUGGUUUUGUACACAGUUAACUCCCUCUCAAAUCUGUAUAAUUACAAGCAGACCUUUGAAAAGUUGUUACCGGUUUUAAACUAUUGUUGGUGGCCAACAACCGUUUUUGCAUUCCUGCAAAUAAAUUGUUUUAUACUGUAAGAUGAGGUGAGUAACUUAUUUUUGUAAUAAAGUUUUUGAUUUUUA
Messenger RNA from Paramormyrops kingsleyae, 4816 nucleotides. Lineage: Eukaryota; Metazoa; Chordata; Actinopteri; Osteoglossiformes; Mormyridae. The record is from RefSeq and is a predicted model, not a curated record.